Molecule: messenger RNA, 1909 nt
Organism: Dendroctonus ponderosae (mountain pine beetle)
Lineage: Eukaryota; Metazoa; Arthropoda; Insecta; Coleoptera; Curculionidae
Product: serine/threonine-protein kinase ULK3
Exons: 7
Coding region: 184-1506 (440 amino acids)
Biological process (GO): peptidyl-serine phosphorylation; autophagy
Cellular component (GO): cytoplasm
Molecular function (GO): protein serine/threonine kinase activity; ATP binding
Source: RefSeq, a predicted model, not a curated record
CGCAAGUGCAGUUAUGAAAUAAAAUUUAAUAAAUCCAAACAUAACCUCAAAGGGGUCCUCUAGUUCUUGGGCAUAAUUUUACUUAAUAAAUGAGUAUAGAAACAACUUGUAAGUCUUUUAGGGACCCCCGAGUCAAACCCCUUAAACAUCCUUGGUUUAAGCUUGGGAUGUGCCACCAAUUCUAUGUCUGAGGAGCCGGGGACAUCAGAUUCUACACGCCAUAUCAUCGACGACCAUUUCACUCGCUUUAAGCUGGAUUUCAGGGUCGGCCAGGGAACGUUUUCUAAUGUGUACAAAGCAAUCGACACUAAAACCAACGAAGUCUUAGCUCUGAAAUGCUUCAUUCAGGAGAUGAAGAACGUGAAAAGAUACCAUUUUGCUGCCAGAGAAAUCGCUUUUAUGAAGAUACUGGAACAUCCCAACAUUGUGCAGCUUAAAUCGUUUGAAGUCAAUGUGGAAUUUGUGUUCAUUGGAACAGAGUUCGCAUCCUUUGGAUGUCUAUUUCGGUUUUUGGCAAAGCAGAAACCCCUGCCUGAGAAAUUCAUUCAAGACGUGAUGAAACAGUCUGUUUCUGCUCUUGACUACAUGCAUAACUUGGGCGUUUUUCACGGAGACAUCAAGCCGCACAACAUAUUAUGUUCCGGUAUGAACAAUUUCACCCCCAUCGUGAAAAUAUGCGACUUCGGACUAUCAGAAAUUAAACUAAAAGGAAAAUGCAUGACGUUCUAUUCGGGCUCUUAUUUGUUCAUGGCGCCUGAGGUUUAUUUGAAGCAAAAUGUUGAUGUAACUUGCGACUUAUGGUCGUUGGGAGUCGUUAUGUACAACAUGAUGUUCUGUCGCAAUCUGUUCAAUGUGGAUGAAGAUGAAGUUCAGAAGACAAUCCGCCUCGUGAGAUGUCAGACUGUUCCAAAUUAUGAUGGGAGCGAAAUAUAUUCAGCAAACUGCAACGACUUACUCAGACGCCUACUAAUAUAUGAUAAAACGGUCCGAAUUCAGGGCGCAACGUUGAGAGCCCAUCCUUUCUUACGAUUGGAAGCACCCAAGACCUACGAAGACGGCUACUUUCUGGAGCGAGCGCAAUCACACAUCGCUUCUGCUACAAAUCAUGCCAGUAAUAAGAAGAUCGCUGACGCUCUUGUAGAUGGACUUCAAGCCCAGCUUGAACUAAAGAUACACUACAAUUUACUGCGAGAUGAGGGCCAACGAAAUUACCUUGUGCAAAAAUUGGAGCAGUUUCAAAACUUUAUCUACGACGUGGAGAGUAAAUUAAGUUCAACUCCCGAAUUAACUCGUGAAGCUAUGGAGAAAGGAGUGACUGAUGCCGAGUUUAAAACAUAUCUUGCAUCAACUCCCAAAAUGCUUCAAGGAUUCGAUAUUGGACUGCGCGCGGAAAUGUUUCAAAUGGAGCACAAAUAUGCAAAAAUGUUAUUGCAGUGGAUUGAAGCAAUCGAAGCUUUGACCGCAGCAGUGGAUGGAGGCGGAAGCAGCCACCCGGUAAGAAAUUAAAGAAACAAGACUGAUGAUACUAGUUUCUUUGUUUAAUAUUUAGUCGCGUUUCUAUCUAACUGGUUUGCCAAAAAGAUUUAAAAUUUUGUCAAAAUUUCCCACUUCCGUAUUUUAACAAUGAAGCUAUUAACAUAUGUUUCACACCUUUGUUAUAAUUUCAUUACAUUUAAAAAGAGAUAUGACACAGUUAGAUGGUUCGUUAUGCGAGAUUAUAUGAUAGCUACCUGAAUUGUUCCUGAUGAAAAAAAUAGUGUUAUUGUUGUAUCCACUGGAUUCUUAAACAGACUUGCAUCUUAUUGCCAUAGCAGGGAGUUUAGUUGAUAUUUUAGUAUAUAAGGUUGUUUUGUACAUUUCUUGUAAUCAUUUACAGCUUCGUUGAUAAUAAAACUACUAAGAAUUAAAA